Messenger RNA from Aegilops tauschii subsp. strangulata, 1755 nucleotides. RefSeq lists its product as uncharacterized. The record is from RefSeq and is a predicted model, not a curated record. Lineage: Eukaryota; Viridiplantae; Streptophyta; Magnoliopsida; Poales; Poaceae.
UGAGUUAACCUAACCCACGACCCCACAACGAUACAACGCACUGCUCGUGCUACAGUAAAGAAAAGACCGGCGAUCGAUGGCCGCGGCGGCGCUAGGGUUCGCGGCGAGGAAGAUUGGCGGCCAUGCGCUCCGGCAGACGCAGGAGACGGUAGUAUCGCGGCUCUCGCCGGCCGUCGAGCUGGGGCAGCGGCAGCUCGUUCCAAGGUUCAUCCACACCGAGCAGCAAACUCACAGUCGUGGGGGCGAGAAGGAGCGCGUCCUGAAGCGAAUCCAGAGGAUGAAGGAGGAGUUGUACGACGAGAUGGCGGAAGCGGACGAGAUGUACGGCAGAGACAAGGACCCCGAAUGCCGGAUGAACAAGCAGCUGCUCCGCGAGCUCACCGACCACGUCUGCAGGCGUAACUCCGGCGACGCCGUCUGGGACGCGGCUCGGUCGGCGAAAGCUACGGGACGAUCUGGUGGGUUUCAUGGGCAUCGUAGCCCUGUACACCGGGGCGAGCUGCUUGCUCGAGGAAGCGGCGAAGCGGGUGUGGGCGGCCUUCUUCUCUAAGCGAUGAAGCCAAUGUCUAUCAAAAAUUUCGAGUUUGUAUUUUCUGGUAACUAGAAAAAAACUCAAGAUUUUGAGUUGGCUAUGAUUCUACCUAUUAUCCAAGAGAGUGAAUUUUUAGGUCCCGGGUGCCUAGACACCCGGUUAUCAUGACCAUCCAAGCAGUACCCAGCCCAUUGGGAUAUGUGCGGGUCUCUGCACCACGGUUUGGAUUUGCAGGCUAGGUGAAUAGUAAGCGCAGUAGACUGAAAUUAUUUGAAACGCAUCUGGGCUAGAUCGCUACUGUUUAUCAUAGGCAGAAUCCAUAGCCUCUGUCACCAGCCAGUCCACAUGGAUAUUGACAUGGUUGCAUCCCAUUGAAAGAGAUGAUAGACAUGUCGGCCCGUGUUUCAAACCAACGACAAGACCUCACCCCAAGCCUGCGUUGGUCUUCAACCCCUCGCAGAGAAACACACCACCCGUCGUGGGUGCCAAUGGAAUCCACGCAGAUCGGCGAAGAUGGCAUGGCAUAGUGCUGGGACGCAUUGAUUCCAACCAUGGCCAUGUCUCUCCGAUCGAAGUAAUAGAGGGACCUGCGGCUGUUCAUGGUCUAGAAAUUCUCGGAUCAAUCAUCCCUGAUCUGGAAACUGAAGCAAUCCCCUGAUCUGAAGUGGUAGGUUGUGACGUGUCCGAUCUCUUCCCGCAUGGCGUCCUAGCAGUGAUGCACAGAACGGCGGCCGUGGAGAUGCGAACACUAGCCGUAUCAAGCAACGGGAGGUUGGAACGCAGGUACCGGAUUCAUAAUGGACUUGCAGCCAGAGCAACCCCGAGCAAACUGAGCACGAUUGAAAGACGUCUCCUAAAGUCUGAAGCAAGCACGCACACCUGACACUUUUGCUCCUGUAGAUGGCAUGUCGUUUGAUUCAUGCCAAGAAGUGUACGAACAGUAUAACCUAUAUGCUUGGGAGAACGGAUUCGGAAUUCGUCAUGCAAAAUCCAGAUGGGGAGAUGGGCGGCCUUACCAGCUGAUGCACGAAAUUGUUUGCUAGUGCCAGGUCAGUUACAUAGCGUCAUGCUUGAAGGUUCAGUAGAACUACAUCUUGUUGCCCCAUUUCGUGAUGAUAAGAUGUUUCAAGUUAAUAUGAGCCAUCAAUUUUUCCCAGUCCAAUGGGUCGAACGUGUCUUACCUCUUGGGAGGUAAGAAUCUAUUAAUUCCUUUACAAGGUCAA